Gadus macrocephalus (Pacific cod) is the source of this 2413-nucleotide messenger RNA. Its product is annotated as cationic amino acid transporter 2 family protein. Gene Ontology annotation, cellular component: plasma membrane. The coding region runs from base 162 to 1964 and encodes 600 amino acids. Lineage: Eukaryota; Metazoa; Chordata; Actinopteri; Gadiformes; Gadidae. Gene Ontology annotation, molecular function: amino acid transmembrane transporter activity. The transcript has 12 exons. The record is from RefSeq and is a predicted model, not a curated record. Gene Ontology annotation, biological process: amino acid transport; transmembrane transport.
AGAAAUGGCAUGUACACCUGAAAUGUAACAUAAUGUGUCAAAAAUGUGGGUACCUCAAGAUGUGGGAUUUUCGAAGAAGGCAGAUAAAUGGAAGAGAUUUACUCUAAAAUAGUCUAGUUUAGAAACUUGGCGACUUACAGCAUCAUCCAACAGCUCAAAGCAUGUCUGGGGCCCAGGUACUGCGGUUCCUGAGGAGCCUGUCCAGGACCAAACCCCUGGAGCCUGAGGGUGAGGAGUCCAACUUCCGGCGUAACCUGACCACGCUGGACCUGGUGGCUCUGGGCGUGGGCAGCACCCUGGGGGCCGGUGUGUACGUGCUGUCGGGGGAGGUGGCGAGGACCGUGUCCGGGCCCAGCAUCAUCGUCUCCUUCCUGGUGGCCGCCGUCGCGUCUGUCUUUGCGGGGCUGUGUUACGCUGAGUUCGGGGCGCGGGUCCCCAAGACGGGCUCGGCCUACCUGUACAGCUACGUGACGGUCGGGGAGAUAUGGGCCUUCGUGACGGGCUGGAACCUGCUGCUGUCCUACGUCAUCGGAACGUCCAGCGUGGCCCGGGCCUGGAGUGGAACCUUCGAUGACCUCAUCGGGAACGCUAUCGCCGGAUCGCUAAGAAACAUGGCCGCCAUCGAUCUUCCCGGUCUGGCGCCUUACCCAGACUUCUUUGCGGCCGGCCUCAUAAUGUUACUAGCAGGGAUUCUUGCGUUUGGAGCCAAAGAGUCUGCUAUUGUCAAUAAGAUCUUCACAGCGCUGAACAUCCUGGUGUUGCUGUUUGUGAUUAUCAGCGGCUUCAUAAAGGGGGACAUUGAUAACUGGUACACCAGUGAGGAGUCCAUUCUCAACGAAACACUAUAUGGUACCCUGGCGUUGAAUGAAACCAGUAGCUAUGGUAAAGGAGGGUUCUUCCCCUUCGGCCUGAAUGGAACCAUAUCAGGGGCAGCGACCUGCUUCUAUGCCUUCGUGGGAUUCGACUGCAUUGCCACAACAGGAGAGGAGGUCCAGAACCCCCAGAGGUCCAUCCCGCUGGGCAUCGUGGCGUCGCUCCUCAUCUGCUUCCUGGCGUACUUCGGCGUGUCGGCGGCGUUGACCCUGCUGAUGCCCUACUACCUGAUCAGCGUCCAGAGCCCGCUCCCUGUGGCCUUCGACUACAUCGGCUGGGCGCCGGCCAAGUACGCCGUGGCCGUGGGCUCGCUGUGCGCCCUGUCCACCAGCCUCCUGGGGUCCAUGUUCCCCAUGCCCCGGGUUCUGUACGCCAUGUCCCGGGACGGCCUGCUCUUCAAGGUGCUCAGCAAGUUGAGCGACAGGCAGAGCCCAGUCAUUGCUACGCUGGUAUCCGGUGCUGUUGCAGCGUUCAUGGCCCUGGUGUUCGACCUGAAGGCCUUGGUGGACUUGAUGUCCAUUGGAACUCUCUUUGCCUACACUCUUGUAGCCGUGUGUAUCCUCAUACUAAGGUACCAGGCGGAUCUCACUGAGGGCUCGGGUUCCAUCCAUCCAGAAUCCUUCUCUCUGAUGAGCACGCUGUCUCCGCCCUCACAUGCCACCCCUCGCACCUCCAGCACUGUGUCAAUGUUCACCGUCUCCAUCAUCUUCAUAGCCAUCGGUAUGAGCCUGCUGGUUAGUAAGGGAGGGGACUCCCUACGGAGCCAGGAGUGGUGGAGCCUCCUGGCCCUGACCGGGAUCCUGGUGCUCGUGGUGCUGCUGGUCGCUGCCAUCUGGAGACAGCCGCAGAACUCCACCACUGCUACCUUCAUGGUUCCCUUCCUGCCCGUGCUUCCCGUCCUCAGCAUUUUCGUCAACGUCUACCUCAUGAUCCAGUUGGGAUCCGACACGUGGGCCCGCUACGCCGUGUGGAUGGCAGUCGGUCUACUGAUCUACUUCUGCUACGGUGUGCAGCACAGUGUGCAGAAAAGAAGGCUUGAAAGCACACAAAAUGAAGUCAAUAUUCAGAACCUCCCUAGAAACUUUGAGUAAUGAUUUACAGUCUGAGCAGGCUUCAGUGGAUUGCAGAUGUGAGACGUCAUGUGUGCUUUUUAUUUGUUGUAUCAACUGACUUGCAAGUGGAGGCAGCAUGUUUUUCAGGACCAACAUCGUUGAAUUCUUCCUCCAUUUUUAACUAUCAUGGCCCAAACUUUUUAUAUUUUUGAAGUAGCCUACAUUUUUUAUGUAAUAUUUUUUUUAGCUAACAAUAGUAUUUCUCAGAGAAAAUAAUAUUGAAUUGUUUGGGAAUUGUAUUCAUUUAACUAAUUGCAUGUUUUUUGAAGUGUAUUAAAUGCAUUAAAAUGUUUUGGGAUAAUAUACAAAAGAAAGGGAAAACAUUUCAUUUAGAAUUCUGAGUUAUGAGUUUAUGAUAAAGAUGUAUUUGAUUAAGAUAUAUGUUUAGAUUUUAAAAUAAAUUGGAAGUCAAUAUUUAUCAAGUUAAA